Molecule: messenger RNA, 1551 nt
Organism: Pararge aegeria (speckled wood butterfly)
Lineage: Eukaryota; Metazoa; Arthropoda; Insecta; Lepidoptera; Nymphalidae
Exons: 2
Coding region: 925-1392 (155 amino acids)
Source: RefSeq, a predicted model, not a curated record
GCUCUUUUUUUGUGUACUAAAAUAGAAUAUUUGGGACUGACUAUCAGUCAUGGUCAGGUGCAGCCGAGCGAACAAAAAGUCCAAGCCUUAGUUUAGGCUCCCAUCCCAAAGACCAUCUUGCAGGUUCGCCAAUAUUUAGGGUUAGCUAGUUACUUCAGUCGAUAUAUAGCGGAAUUUGCUACUAAGACUGCACCUAUUACUGGACUUACAAACAAAGGCGUUCCUUUCGUAAGGGGUAGUGAAUAAGAAGAAGCACGGCAAGAUAUUAUCUCGCAACUAACAAGCGAGCCUGUCUUAGCCAUUUACGAUCUUGUUUUGCCUAGCGAAGUCCAUAAGGAUGCUAGUUUCAUUGGUUAUGGUGCAGUACUUCUUCAGGUUCAUAAAAAGGUGUAUAAGCGAGGAGUCACAUACUUCAGUAAACGGACUCAAGGUGCUGAGCCAAGGUACCAUUCCUAUGAGCUCGAGACCUUGGCUGUCGUUAAGGCCUUGCAAAUUUUCCGACACUAUCUGGUUGGCGUUCACUUUACUGUCGUUACAGACUGUAAUGCACUAAAAGCCACGCAACGAAAGAAAGACCUACUGCCGCGUGUAGCCAGAUGGUGGAUAUAUUUGCAGGAUUUUAAUUUCACCUUAGAAUACCGCAAGGGCACCUCCAUGUCGAAUGCUGACUAUUUGAGCCGCAAUCCGAUUGUUGUAUGUGAAGCACGCAAACAACAGAACUGGUCACAAAUAGCACAGCCUGCUGAUGAAGAGUCCCAGAAAUUACUUCAAACUAGCAGAUAUGAGACUAGACUCCAGUCAUUACGUUCGAAAGAGGGACCCUCUCUGUUAUAAGUACACUGCAGUAGGAGAAGACUUUUUGUGCCUUCAUUUGUUUUUUUUUUGAUCAAGCAGGCACAAGCGACUGGCAAGCCCGACUCUGGCAUGCGCGGGCACAUACCAUACGACUUACUGUGUGGUCAAGGCGCUUCCGGUCGCGUCGAGCUGCAAAUGCUGGCAGGCUCGUGUGGAAAGGCGACCCGGGCUACGGCAGAAUUUAUGGUGCCAUGGCGAGGGGAAUGGACUCCUGACACGUGUGCUGCCUUCUUCGAGGGGGAGCUUGUGUUAUUUGUGCAGACGAUGAUGACAAUAUGGAGUCCACGCCUGAGCAAGCUGCCAGGAGCAACAAUGUGCCUCGUGAACGUACUGCGGAGCCCGUGCCCUACUGCUCUGCGGGCAUCCAGCAGCAUGAGACAACGGAGCACGAGGACGUCCUCCAGUCAGGAGAGGCCGUGUUGGAGAAAUCGUCACAACACGUCAUCGUGGAGGGGGACAACGCGUAGUGGUGGUGUUAGAGACUAUAAAAGGCGGUGCGCGCUUCAUUCGAGAGAAUCUUCGGGUACCGUCAACUAGUUUAAGGGGGACCCCUGUCCGUUUGGAAAGUCAACCUGCUCAUUUUGUUUUUGUUGUAAAUUAGAUUUAUAAAUUGAAUUUCUUUAAAUAAGUUAUCUGUUUUAUUAGUUCCGUGUAAACUCUUGCUUCUACUAAACAUAUAUGUGUGUGUAGUCAUGA